This is a messenger RNA of Salmo salar (Atlantic salmon), 1296 nucleotides long. Its product is annotated as endonuclease III-like protein 1. Gene Ontology annotation, biological process: nucleotide-excision repair; base-excision repair; base-excision repair, AP site formation. Gene Ontology annotation, molecular function: 4 iron, 4 sulfur cluster binding; oxidized pyrimidine nucleobase lesion DNA N-glycosylase activity; DNA binding. Gene Ontology annotation, cellular component: nucleus. NCBI's taxonomy places the organism in Eukaryota, Metazoa, Chordata, Actinopteri, Salmoniformes, Salmonidae. The record is from RefSeq and is a predicted model, not a curated record.
CUGCUAGGAGGAGGGGCCAGGUGAAGGUGGAAUACGAUGGGAAGGUGGAGCCUAAACACUGGGAGCCUCCUGAUUGGAGCAAGCAGCUGGGUCACGUGCGUCAGAUGAGGAGCGCCAGGGACGCGCCUGUUGACCUCAUGGGGGCGGAGAAAUGCUACGACACACACGCCCCUGAUGAGGUGCGACGUUACCAGGUGCUGGUGUCUCUGAUGUUGUCUAGUCAGACAAGGGACCAGGUGACCAGUGCAGCUCUGCAGAGACUCAGGGCUCAUGGCUGUACGGUGGACAACAUAGUCAACAUUGACGAUGACACACUGGGACAACUCAUCUACCCUGUUGGCUUCUGGAGGACCAAGGUGAAGUACCUGAAGCAGACAUCAGUGAUACUCCAGAGAGAGUUUAGAGGGGACAUCUCUAACACAGUGGAGGGCCUGGUACGACUACCUGGAGUUGGACCCAAGAUGGCUCACCUGGCCAUGGACAUCGCCUGGCACCAGGUCUCUGGCAUAGGCGUGGACACACACGUCCACCGUAUCUCCAACCGGCUGGGAUGGACAAGAGGUGGGACCAAGAACCCAGAGGAGACACGCAAGGCCCUGGAAGACUGGUUACCAAGGGAUCUAUGGAGUGAGAUCAACUGGUUGCUGGUGGGGUUUGGUCAACAGGUGUGUCUACCUGUCAAUCCUCUCUGCUCCGUGUGUCUGAACAAGCACAGCUGCCCCUCCGCCCACCAAGCCUCCCCAGCCAAGAGGCCUAAAGCUGGGUCACCUCGCUCACCACACUCCCCCAAGACCUCCAGGGUCAAGCUGGAACCUGGUUCUCUUUGUUUGGGGUUACCACCCCCUUCCUCCUCCUCCUCAGCCACACCUGUCAAAGAGGAACCUCUGGCUACCGCCCUCUCCCCUCCUCUGCUGCCCAGAAAAAGGAAGUCCAAAGCCAAAACCUUCUCUACAUGAUACGACAGAAGGGACUAGAAUCCCUAUAGAGAUAUAGGGUCCUUCCUCCCAAAGUGUGCACUUGUCACUUCCCUGACUGAUUUGAAAUGAGCGGUACUAGAAAUAUGGUGGUAACUCCUACUAGCCCAGUGGUAUUAACUUCUUUAGCGGGGAGACCAUUUUCAGACCAAAUUUCUGUGGACCCCAUUUAUUUUGCUAGAAUUUCACAACCCCACCCCAAAAAAAACCUUCAAAUCGUUACAUUCAGAUCAACUAAUGACCAAUUCAUUAUAUUUUCAUAUUUAUCAAACUGAAAACCAAUAAAUAAAAGUACUCAAUAAAAUUGUAUUUUUCAAAUGAU